Molecule: messenger RNA, 2033 nt
Organism: Hemicordylus capensis (graceful crag lizard)
Lineage: Eukaryota; Metazoa; Chordata; Lepidosauria; Squamata; Cordylidae
Gene: MOSPD1
Product: motile sperm domain containing 1
Exons: 6
Coding region: 261-905 (214 amino acids)
Cellular component (GO): cytoplasm
Source: RefSeq, a predicted model, not a curated record
UGCUGACGGAAGAGGGCGGGGAAAUUGGAGAGUCAGCCGGCCCGCUGAGGAGGUGGUGGAGGAGGGGCGGGGGGGACGAAGAGAGCGAGCUGGAGGCGGCGCCUCUGCUGCUGGCGACAAAAGAGCCGGGAGACGGCGGCGGGCCUGGCCGGACGGGUUUGCCAAAAUGCUUUCAGAUUCUUAAGUUACUCCGAGCCAGAAGUCUGUGUGGACUGAGGGAUCCUGAGAGCAGAAGGAGCAGCCAGGAGGACUCGGUGCCAAUGCAGCAACAAAAAAGACAGCCAGAGUUAGUGGAAGGAAAUCUUCCUGUCUUCGUGUUCCCCACCGAGCUCAUAUUUUAUGCAGAUGACCAAUCAACGCACAAACGGGUGUUGACCCUCUACAAUCCUUAUGAAUUUGCCUUAAAAUUCAAAGUUCUUUGUACAACUCCAAAUAAAUAUGUCGUUGUGGAUGCUGCAGGUGCAGUGAAACCUCAGUGUUGCGUUGACAUUGUGAUUCGCCACCGCGAUGUCCGGCCGUGUCACUAUGGCGUAAUCGACAAAUUUCGGCUCCAGGUCUCCGAGCAAAGCCAGAGGAAAGCCUUGGGGCAGAAAGAAGUCAUUGCUACUCUGGUCCCCACCGCCAAAGAGCAGCAACAGAAGGAAGAGGAGAAGAGAAUCAAGGAGCACCUGACUGAAAGUGUCUUUUUUGAGCAGACUCUGUGUCAGCCAGAACACAGAAUUGCCUCAUCGGGGCCUAGUUUACUCACCGUCUUCCUGGGAAUCGUGUGCAUUGCUGCUCUCAUGCUUCCCACAUUGGGAGAAGUGGAUUCCCUGGUGCCUCUCUACCUCCAUUUAAGUGUGAAUCAGAAGUUAGUCGCUGCUUAUGUAUUAGGUCUCAUCACCAUGGUUAUCCUGAGAACAUGAGUGAUACUUUAAUUGGAUGUCAAGAUCCUUUUUUCUUUUUCUUUUUACUGUGUUUGUAAAUUCACAUCAUGAAUGUGGACUGCCUUUAAUUCCCAUUUGGCUCAUUAAGAUGCUAUAGGAAAAAAAAAUUCAAUGAUUUACAGUUCUUUCUUUUUUUAAAAAAGAAAGUUAUGUUUUAACUCUGUUUAACUGAAAAGACUCGAGCGCUCAGAGGUGCUUCUGUUACAGACAGCUGUAAGUUGUUUAGUGACAAUAUCUGUGAAAUGAAUCCGGAGAACCUUUUAUAUCUACGCCUGCUGUACAAAAAUCUUAUUAAAGUAACACUUCAUUGUUUUUAAGUUCAUGGUCACAUCAGUGUUUAAUCACCAUAAGAGCCAGCAGUCCUGUCUGCUCCAUGCCUGUAAGUAUUGCAGUUAGAGCUAAACGACUUUAUGUAGAGAUUUUGAAACAAUGAAUAACAGGAUGGUUGGGCGCCGUACAGAGCCAAUCAUCUAACGGUGGAAGCUGUAAAAAAAAUGCAAAACGAAAUGGACAGUAUCAUGUUUACAUAAGGAAAUUGUUUGUUAAUACAUCCUUCACAAAUGUGGGGCACAGGGCUUUUUCUCUCAGCUGUGGUAUCCAUUUCUGUGAAACAUAUUGCCUCAGUACCUGCGCAUUGAUGCUUAACCUUGACAACUUUUCAGCAAGGAAGAGCUUGGUAUGGAAUCCACUCCCUCUGGGGGAUGGAGACCAACAUUCCCUCGAUCGGUAUUAUCUACCUGACUAUGUAUAGUGACAAAGACGACGUUUCUAUCAACGUGUGUGUUAUUAAAUAUGUGCUUGGUUUCCCUCUUUUUGCAAAAAAACAAAAAACAAACCUGACAUUGAUGCUUUAUUUCUGCGACCUGUAUAUUUAUCUCUCUUGUUGACUCAUUGAUGGAAAUAAGUUAUUGUCUCCUUGGCAUCCCCAGUAGAUCUCCUUUGUCUAGUUCAAAAGAAUCGCUCCCCGCUCUGGUUCUUUUCUCUGGAUCCAGUCACAACUGUGUUUUUGUUCGUUCAUUCUCACCCCACACUGUUUUUUAAAAGUCUAAUGCACUUUGAGCUCUGUAAAGAAUGUUUUGGAAAAUUAAACCUUUUCCCCACCCCACA